Messenger RNA from Macrobrachium nipponense, 2298 nucleotides. Its product is annotated as early endosome antigen 1-like. The coding region runs from base 1 to 2298 and encodes 765 amino acids. Gene Ontology annotation, molecular function: RNA binding. The record is from RefSeq and is a predicted model, not a curated record. NCBI's taxonomy places the organism in Eukaryota, Metazoa, Arthropoda, Malacostraca, Decapoda, Palaemonidae. The transcript has a single exon.
AUGUUCUCCUCAAAGCUAAAAGCAGUUUGCCUACAAGCAUUGAUGAUCAUCGUAGUUUUACUGGAAGCUCUGUUCUCAGGGCUAAAUUACCGUGCUCGUGUUCAUAGCGGUCUUCUGGACCAGCUUAUUCGCUGCGAGCAGAAUGGAUCGCCUGUUGAAGUCCUACAGUGGAUUACGUCGUUCUCCCCCUUGCUUGGAACACUUUGGAAAUCCACACAGGAUCGACAACAGUGCGAACAAAUUCCCCAAAACCUGGAAACGAAAAUCGAAAAUGUUCAUUCAAGACUUGGAAUUUUCGGAUUUAUGAAAAAUCUUCACAACAGUUUAUUUACUGAUUCAUGGAAGUUUGCUGGCUUGUGUUUGACGUUAGGAGGAAUCUUGUUUAUGAAGACUUGGCUGUCACGAAAGGAAGAGGAAAUGAACUCAAUAGAGGAAGAUGCUGACUUGGUAGGAGAGUGGUGGUCGACAGACAGCUCUCUCGAUGACGCUUGUGUCACAGAGGAGGAGGAAGAGGAGGAGGGCCAGGAUUUGGCUGAAGAUCCAAGUGACCCCAAAAACAAGAAGAAAUUGGAAGAAAUUGAAACCUUAUUUGAGCUAGAAAAAGCAGUUUUCGAAGAAAAGAAGCACGAAAUGGAAAACGAGAUUGGCCGCCUCUCCGAUGAGAUGGAAGUAAUCCGGAAAGAUAGAGAGGCAGAGAUGGAAAGCUGGACUAAAAACAUGAAUGAUCUAGAGCAGACAAACACCAAGCAAAAAGAAGAGAUUACCCGACUCACUAAUGUGAUUGAAGACGUUAAGAAAAAUAGAGAGGCAGUGAUUAGACGGUCGACCAAAACUAUCAAUGACCUUACGCAAAGAAACCAGCAAUUGAAAGCAGAGGCUGCCCUCGCCCUCGAUGACUAUGAAGCCCUCCAGAAAGAGAGGGAGGAAGAGAAAGAAAGGGCGAAUACAGCAAUUACUGACCUCCAGAAGAUGAAUGACCAGCUGCAGAGGGAAAUCAGCAGUAAUGAGGAAAUGAAGAAAUCAAUCCUCAUGUUGGAAGAGGAAUUGACAAGGGCCAAGGAAGUAAUCCGAGUCCAGAUAGAAAAGGAAACUCACCUUGUCAGAGAGAAUGAAGACUUGGAGAGAAGUAUUGCCGAGCAAAAUCAAAUUAUUGAAGACAUAUCAGAAGAAAGGAAAAGACUGAAGAGUGAAUUAGUGGCGGCCAACAUCAAUAGUGAGCUAAAGGGAUUAAAAGAUAAGGUAAUUUUACUUGAGACUGAAUUAGCAAGCGCCAUGGAAGAGAAUGGCGCCUUAAAGGAAGAGGUAUCUCGUCUAACUGAGAUGAAGAAGCUUCAACCUCAAAAACAAGUCAGACUUGUUCAUCAUCAUGAAGAAACGUUAAAAGACAGUGUAGACGAAAAGACGAAUAGAAACAGCGGAAUAAUGACUGAACCAGAGUCAACAGGAGAAAAAGAAGUUUUAGACAAGAUUAAGGAAGUAGUACUUGAAGAUCAGGCCAAAAGUCAGGGCUCAAAAGAACCAGCAAAAAUAACAGUUUUAAAACAAAGCCCAGUUAACUUAAGAAGAGAGGUAAUUGUCUGCCAAGGUCGACCUGUGGAUAGGACAGUUAGAAAAGGAUGGUCGACUAAUGAAGCCAGCUCAGAGAAAGAAGAGAAUGUCUGCAACAAACUACCUGAAAACAGGAUAGUGAGAGGCCUCAGAAACUCAGGCCUUGGAAAGAUGCUUACAAGUUCGAAAGCAUUGCCUGAGAAGAAUCAUGCAGACCAAAAGAUUGCAAAUGUUAAGGAGAAAGAGACUUGCGCUAAAAAUGUGGAUGACAGCCAAAGGCCUGAAAAAGAACGUUCUCCAAAGAGAGAGAAAACUCAGCGCAAGCUAAUCACGUUUGACCUGGAACCCGAUGAGCCCAACGUGGAAAGGAAGGUUUUCUCACACCUUGGAAAACUCAGAGUUGGGCUCAAUCUCUCAAGUCAGGACAGUAGAUUACAGCAAAGAAAGCCAUGCCAGCGUGACCAUGACGGCAACUAUUUAAUAUUCAAGGGCAAAAAAGUUCCAUUGACUUGUGUAAAAGAUAUGGAAGGAUAUCUGACAGUUGAACUGGACAUCCCGAGGAAAUUCCACAGGGCCAUCAACGGAAUCCAGGGAAGAACCGUGAUAGAGAUCACUGAAAAGAGUGGUGGGCCCUUAAUAGAGAUGCCCUCAAGGUCUGAGGUAUCAGAUCUCAUUACCAUCAGUGGUACUAUCACGCAGGUUCAUCAAGCAGCUGGUCAUAUUGAAAAGCUGAUCAACAAACUCUACUGA